Molecule: messenger RNA, 1505 nt
Organism: Alternaria rosae
Lineage: Eukaryota; Fungi; Ascomycota; Dothideomycetes; Pleosporales; Pleosporaceae
Exons: 2
Coding region: 152-1426 (424 amino acids)
Biological process (GO): regulation of transcription by RNA polymerase II
Molecular function (GO): DNA-binding transcription activator activity, RNA polymerase II-specific; zinc ion binding
Source: RefSeq, a predicted model, not a curated record
GAUGACGAUGGCGCUAAACUGAAACGCCGGUUAGUCAGCGUAUCCGUAUUCAACGCUGGCCGUCUCCCUUGCCGCUUUCCGUAUUCCCGCCUCCACGUAUUUCUUUUAAUCGUCUUUUCGCCAAUCACAAUUGUAUUUACCAAAGUCCGCGAUGCCUCCGCGGAAAGUUAUACGGAGAUCCCAUCGGAAAUCUCGACUCGGCUGUCAGGAGUGCAAAAGACGCCACAUCAAGUGUGAUGAAGCACAGCCCACCUGCCAGAAUUGCGCGCGUGAUGAUCGAACAUGCACGUACCAAAGGCCGACAGAGCUGUCUCAACGCGCGGUUACCAGCCAAUCGCCACAUGCAAUCCCCGAGACCACAUCAGGAUCUUACUUCGGGACUCCAACCUCGCAUGGCGUGCCGAGUACGGUGGAGCACAGCAAUACGGUGUCACCAGCCGUAACGUCUUCCGUGGACCUGUCUUUCCUCUCUCCGGCGGCGUCGUCACCACAUGGCUCAGAUCUCUCGUUCAAUCUGCGACACAUGCAGUUGUUCAGUCAUUUCAUUUACGAGACGUAUCCAAGCGUCCAAGAAACGGGGUCGCUGGACAACGGGCAACUACGUGCCCUGAUGCCGAUGAUACUCUCACAGCCUUACACCGUUUACCAACUUCUGGCCCUGUCCUCUAUGCACAUGAGCUACAAACACGUGGAAGAAGCGGACCGGCAUCUUGAAGAGGCUAGAGCUCUCCAGACCCAGGCUUUGUGUGCCUUCAACGAUGCACACAUUGAAGUCACUCAAGACAACUGCAUUUCCAUGAUGUCGUUCUCCACCCUCGUCAGCAUGCACGCUCUUGCCGAGGUCGCUGGACAUGCGGAUGCGGAAGCCGGCGGAGUUCUGGACGGAUUCAUCACAUACAUGAACUUGCAUCGAGGUGUUCGAGCCAUCAUUUCGCAAUCCUGGAACUUCCUACACAAGACCAGCCUCGCCUCUAUCCUAAGACAAGCCGAGGAUGCGAUCGAUCGUGGGUCGUUGUUGAACGGGCAAACAGCGGUGGCGGUAGCCGACCGCUUGUCCAACUUACUGGACUACGCUGACAUGAGCGACGAAUCUCGACAGCUUUGUCGUGUGGCUGCGACUGAGCUGGGUGUUAUUUACCGGACAGAACCAGACUAUGCAGAGCCGUGGACCCAGUCGCCUGGACCCGGCGGCUUGAUUUGGAUUUGGCCUGUGAACCUGUCCAACGAAUUCACGGCACUUUUAUCAAUGCGAAAGCCGGAAGCGCUCAUCAUCCUGGCCCACUACGCGGUUCUUUUGCAUCGAAGACGCGGGGUCUGGCUGGUCGGCAAUAUCGGCAGGAUACUAGUCGAGGAGAUUUCGAGAUUCUUGGGCAGCUUCUGGAAAAGUUGGCUUGAUUGGCCGAAUGAGGUACUUGCGCAACCCUAGCGCGAUACCUAGCCAACCAGCGAAUACGUCGUAUACCAUGACUCGUAUUCGUCCCCCUCCACGCAUCGACCACGAAGCG